This is a messenger RNA of Corticium candelabrum, 2512 nucleotides long. Its product is annotated as tRNA (uracil-5-)-methyltransferase homolog B-like. The record is from RefSeq and is a predicted model, not a curated record. Lineage: Eukaryota; Metazoa; Porifera; Homoscleromorpha; Homosclerophorida; Plakinidae. Gene Ontology annotation, biological process: RNA processing. The coding region runs from base 185 to 2038 and encodes 617 amino acids. The transcript is spliced from 3 exons. Gene Ontology annotation, molecular function: RNA binding; RNA methyltransferase activity.
UAUCCCGGAUACUCCAAGAGACUGUGCCCUGCCUCCAAUCAACAUCGCGAGUUUAUGUAUCAAGCGCUCUCUAGAUAAGUGUCUUCAUUUCGUGCUAACGGACCUGCGAUACCGUCUGAGGAAUGUUGCAGUUGGAGCCUUAGCAAAUAACUGUCGAGCGAUCUGUACUUUGCGCUCUUUUGCAAUGGAUUCUUCGAUAACCAAUGUUGUUGCACAAUCAGGUGAAUGGUUCCCAGAAAGAACUGAGGAAUGCGGCCAUAAUGUCUCUUCAAGUCCACAUGAAGGGAUGUGCGCAGGCUCGGAGGCCAAGUCUGCGUCUAAUACUUUUAACGCGCCUUUGGAAGUCAAACCCGCGCUGGAUGACAUCCAUAGCCUUACUACUGAUAAGUCGCGCCUGGAUAUGUCAGUCAAGUCCGCGCCACAGCAAGAUGUCAGAGAAAUUUGUGUUGAUGAAGUGCACACUACAGAAAAUUAUAAAGUUAGAAUUGGUAAUCUUCCUCCACACUUUGGUUUUAGGCAGCUGCGUGAUGUUCUCACUAAGCGCUUAAAUCUCAAUGUCGCAAAGCUAAAAGCCCAGCCAAGAGCCAACUGGGCGUUUGCAACCUUCCAUUGUGAAGAAGAGGCAGACACAGCAAUGCAAAAAAUCAAUGGAUUUGAGUGGAAGAAACGAGUUCUGACGGUAAAGAGAGCAAAAGCAACACAACAACCUGUCAUGAAGAGAAACUCUGAAAUGCAGGGUAGUCCAUCAGCAAAGAGAUUAAAGCAAAGCGAGUCUAUUGAAGAACAACUGAACAACCAAGUGACUCCUCUGUGGAAGAUGGAAUAUGAAGAGCAGCUGAAGAUGAAAUGGCAAGACCACGCGAAAUUCCUAGAGACGCUAGCAAGUCAGUUAGAAAAGGUCAAUGCAGGUGACUGGGUCAGUCAUCAUACAAAUGAAAACCAAGGUCUCUGUUGCCCACUGGCAAGUGUAAGGGCCUCACCAGUUCAGUCACAUUACAGAAAUAAGUGUGAGUUCAAUGCUGGUCCUGGCUUGGAUGGUCAACCUACAGUUGGAUUUCGACUAGGGAAAUACAAAGACGGAUAUAACUUGGUAGUUAAGCCAACCAGUUGCAUUCACACGCCUCCAGUUGCAAACGAUAUGGCAGAUAUCUUUCAGCAGUAUAUCCGACAGUCAGAACUGAAGCCUUACAAUACGUUUGAUCACACAGGCUACUGGAAGAUGCUGACAGUGCGUACGGCAUCUUCUGGUGAAGUCAUGGCAGUUGUUCAUAUCCAUCCACAGCAACUAGAGGACACUGAAGUCAAGGAAGAAAUGAGUAAACUAAAGGACUUUUUCCAGUUCAGGCAUUCAGCAAUAACUUCGUUAAUGUUUCAGUGUGACAGGACAGUCAAUGUUGGAGUGUGUGCGUCAACCUAUGAGCUGCUCCUAGGCUCCCCGUACAUCAGAGAGUCUCUUCUUGGAUUAACAUUCCAAAUCUCACCAGAUGCGUUUUUUCAAAUAAACACUCCAGCAGCUGAAAUCCUCUAUGGCUUGGUUCGGGAAUGGUCUGCUGUCGACUUAGAUACACACGUAAUAGAUAUAUGCUGUGGUACAGGAACUAUUGGAUUAUCUAUGGCAAAGGACGUGUGUAAAGUGACAGGCAUAGAAAUGGUUUCUCAGGCUGUACAAGAUGCACAAAUCAAUGCCACUUUGAAUGGCAUAUCAAAUGCAAGAUUUGUAUGUGGUAAGGCAGAGGAUGUUCUGUCAACUACAGUGAGUGACCUUGACCAUGUAGGAGGACAAAUAGUUGGAAUUGUGGAUCCACCUCGUGCUGGUUUGCACACAAAAGUUAUGCAUAUUAUUAGGAGAUGUAAGGGAUUGAAGACACUUGUGUACGUAGCAUGCAAUCCCACAGGAGCUUACAGAAACAUGAUAGAUCUCUGUCGACCAUCAAGUGCCAAGAUGAAAGGCAAGCCUUUUCAACUGGUGAAAGCAGCACCAGUUGAUCUUUUCCCAAUGACAAAACACUGUGAACUCGUCCUAUUGUUUCAACGCUAAACAUCAGCAUGUAUGGUCAGGAUAGUACUCAACACUAUCAUCGCCAGUAAUGACCUAAACGUACAAUGUAGCUUUCAUACAGAGGACGACAAGAGCUGCAAGCAUCUCACAGCCUCUUAAUUUUAAGUAACAAUUUUAUGUUAUGAGCACAUUGUAUUUGCUGAUAUGUAUUUUGUGUCUACGCCAACUGCUGCUGCAAAUGCUUCUCAUCCUGUAGUCCAGACCUACAAAGUGAAGAAAUAGAACUUGCACUAAAGUGAAUAUCUUGCAGUUACAUAGUCUGUGAGUAACCAUUCCACAAGCAAUCACCGAACAUCAUCUCAAACCAAUGUGUUAAACAUGUGGGUAAACGAUGGAUUGACGAAUAGUUAUUCGUUCUUAUUGACAUGAUUGUGGUGGUGAUUUGUCUCUGCUAACACGACUUGUAAUCCUGACAUUUGCUGUCUUGUUCAUCCUUCUCCCUUAUGACUUGGU